AUGCAAGCACGUGAAUUACUCAUUAACUCUGCUAAAAAUUUAGCAAAGACUUUGGGAUGAACCGAUGCUAUGCUUGUUCAAGCUGCCAAGGACAAUGGUCUGUCACCAGUAAUUUUUAUAUAGGCAACUUCAAGAGCUCUUUUUCCUAAUGGUCCGAUCGAAAUCGCUGAGAUUUUAAUGAAAGAAUGGGAAGACAAGCUAUCGACUGACGUUACUUUACAACAGCUUGAAGGAAAAGAGCUAUCCGACCAAUAUUUUGUUAUGCUAAAAGCAAGGCUUUCAUAUGAAAUCUCAUAUAUGCCACAUUGGGGAUCUGCUAUGAAACUAGGGAUAUACCCAAGAAAUGUGACGAGCAUUAGUGAUAGGCUGUACUCAACAAUGAACCUUAUGUGCGAUAUUGUGGGAGACCACUCAACUGGGAUUGAUUGGUAUGCAAAAAGAGUUGGGCUCGGACAAGUAUUUACAGCUACUGAACUAUGCAUGGUUUAUGAUUCGAGCAAGGAGUUUGAACAGACUUGGGAGUUCUUGCAGUCACAACUGUAUUCGACGAAUUUUGAAGGAGUCACAGGACUUGGAAGCUUAUAUAUGGGAUAUGGAUUUGGGCUGCUUAAUACUAUAAUGCCAGGUAUAUAGUACUUUAGAUUAAAUUUUGUAUAAAAAUUUCAAAAUAAAUGGUUUAUUUUAUAAAAAUAAGUCACUCACUUGAUAAGAAAAUAUUUUUUGCUUAAGUAUAUUUAUUCAAAAUAAUUAUAGAAGAAGAUAUUAG
Blepharisma stoltei is the source of this 766-nucleotide messenger RNA. NCBI's taxonomy places the organism in Eukaryota, Ciliophora, Heterotrichea, Heterotrichida, Blepharismidae. The record is from the annotation of a GenBank genome assembly.